Molecule: messenger RNA, 1266 nt
Organism: Zea mays
Lineage: Eukaryota; Viridiplantae; Streptophyta; Magnoliopsida; Poales; Poaceae
Product: peroxidase 45
Exons: 4
Coding region: 140-1093 (317 amino acids)
Biological process (GO): hydrogen peroxide catabolic process; response to oxidative stress
Molecular function (GO): heme binding; peroxidase activity
Source: RefSeq, marked validated
GUUCCAUUCCGAUUCCAACGCACCAUUCUUUUUUAUCGCUUUCGGCCAGCCUCUCGGUCGAACCAAAAAACUGCCCACGGCUAGCUGCCACGCGCUUUCUCGGAGAGAUCGACAAGCUGCACCCUCAUAUCAUUCAUCGAUGGCGAGCCUUGGGCUGGUCCUGCUUGUCGCCGUCGUCGUGUCCGCGGCGCUCAUGCCACCGUCCGCCGUCGCGCAGCAGCUGACGCCGGACUACUACGCCAGCACCUGCCCCAACCUCGAGGCCAUCGUCCGGCGCUCCGUCCAGCAGUCCAUGGUGCAGUCCCAGAUCGCCGCGCCCGCCGCGCUCAGGCUCUUCUUCCACGACUGCGCCGUCAUGGGCUGCGACGCGUCGAUCAUGAUCGUCAACUCGAACGGCGACGACGAGUGGCGGAACACCGCCAACCAGUCGCUCAAGCCGGAAGGGUUCCAGGCCAUUCUCAGCGCCAAGGCCGCCGUGGACAGCAACCAGCAGUGCCAGUACAAGGUGUCGUGCGCGGACAUCAUGGCCCUCGUCGCCAGAGAAGCCGUCUUCCUGAGUGGCGGGCCGUACUACCAGGUGGAGCUCGGCCGGUUCGACGGCAGGGUGUCGACUAGGGACAGCGUCCGGCUGCCGAGUGUCAACUUCACCCUGGACCAGCUCAACGCCUUCUUCUCCGGCCUCGGCUUCUCCCAGAACGAAAUGGUCGCCCUCUUAGGCGCGCACACCCUCGGCGCGGCGGACUGCCCUUUCUUCCAGUACAGGAUCGGCGACCCGAGCAUGGACCCGAGCCUCGCGUCCCAGCUGCGCGGCACCUGCGGCUCCAACCCCAGCGGUGGCUUCGCGUUCUUCGACCCCUCGCCGGUGAGGUUCGACAACGCCUUCUACCGGAACCUGCAAGGAGGCAGGGGGCUCCUGGGCACCGACCAGGUGCUGUACAGCGAUCAGAGAUCACGCAGCGCGGUCGACUCCUACGCGUCCAACCAGGGCGCCUUCUUCACCGACUUCGUGGCGGCGAUCACCAAGCUCGGGAGGAUCGGGGCCAAGACGGCGGCUACUGGUGAGAUACGCCGCGUCUGCAACUUCCCAAACUAGCGAGCGAGUAUCUGAGCUUAGUUUAUUGGCAACGACUGCUAUGCAUGCAAGCAGUCCUUCUUUAUAAGCAUGCAAGCAAACUAUCUGUUCCAUUAGAUUACGAUCCAACCACAGAUAUAACCAUGAUUUGUUAGAGGAGUUUUUUAUAAAGAUUAUUGAGCUGGUGGUGAAAA